Messenger RNA from Stegastes partitus (bicolor damselfish), 1065 nucleotides. NCBI's taxonomy places the organism in Eukaryota, Metazoa, Chordata, Actinopteri, Pomacentridae. The record is from RefSeq and is a predicted model, not a curated record.
AUGUCUGCAGCGCUGCUCGCUCUCUGGUUUUGGGUUGUCGGCGUCCAUGCUGCUCAGACAGGUUCUAAGUGCGGCGAUCCUCAGACGAGGAACCCGAUGGUUCAGUCUCUGAGGGUCGUUGGAGGAACCGAAGCCACGUAUGGAUCCCACCCAUGGCUGGUUUCUCUGCAGAACAGAGGUUCUCAUUUCUGUGGCGGCUCCAUCCUGACGGACCGCUGGAUCCUAACAGCUGCUCACUGCUUCACAUCUGUAUCGCGAGAGUUUCUCAACGGCGUGAGAGUCGUGGUUGGGGAGUUUGAUCGGAGAAAACAAGACGAAGAAGAGCAGACCUUCCUCGUCAAGUCCGUCUCGGUCCACGAGAAGUUCAAUCACGUUCUGCCGAUGCAGUUCGAUGUGGCUCUGCUGCAGCUGGACGGACGCAUCGACAUGGGCAGGUUUCACUCUGGAGCUUCGUUUGGAGCUCGUGUCCAGCCGAUAUGUCUACCUUCACCUGAUGAGAACAUUCCUCCUCGGACCAGCUGCACUGUGGGAGGAUGGGGCAGGAUGAAGGAGAGUAUGGACCCUCCUGACUUUUAUAUAGAAAUCUACAAGUUCAACCAACCGGACCUCCUCAGAACCAGCUGGUUCUUCAUCCACAGAGGUCGCCUUCCUGCAGUGCUCAGGGAGGUCCGGUUGGAUUUGGUGGAUCCAGCUCGAUGUAAAUACGUCCUGCAAACUGUGAAAAGUUCAGUUCUGAACCAGAAACAGGUCCGAGCUCAACCAGCCAUGACUGUUGUGUGUGCCGGACCGGAGCGAGGAGGCAAAGACGCCUGUCAGGGGGACUCCGGCGGUCCUCUGGUAUGUCCGGCCGGGUCCGGGUCGGGCCGCUGGGUGGCGCUGGGCGUCACCUCCUGGGGGAAAGGCUGCGGUCGGAGCUGGGGGGACAACGCCGGCCGUCCCCCGUCCAGGAGAGGCUCUCCGGGGGUGUUCAGCGACGUCCGGCUGCUGCUGCCCUGGAUCAAGCUCCGGCUCAGGGAGGCUCAACAGGAAGUGACUUCAUCCACGGAUCAGGAAGUGGUUUUGUAA